This is a messenger RNA of Amphimedon queenslandica, 8126 nucleotides long. RefSeq names its product inositol 1,4,5-trisphosphate receptor type 1-like. Gene Ontology annotation, molecular function: inositol 1,4,5-trisphosphate-gated calcium channel activity; inositol 1,4,5 trisphosphate binding. The transcript has 71 exons. Gene Ontology annotation, biological process: calcium ion transmembrane transport. Lineage: Eukaryota; Metazoa; Porifera; Demospongiae; Haplosclerida; Niphatidae. Gene Ontology annotation, cellular component: membrane; endoplasmic reticulum. The record is from RefSeq and is a predicted model, not a curated record. Bases 82 to 8010 code for a protein of 2642 amino acids.
AAAGCAGAGCUCAAAGGGGCGAGAAUCCAUUUCUCUUUGAACUCUCACUGGUCAAGUUUGAAAAGUAACCCUGUCAUUAUUAUGGCGGGAGCAGGUUCAGCCCGCCAGACCUCACUGAGGAUUGGUGACACUGUCCUGUUUCAAGUAAGCUCUGGUAGAGAAAGCAGAGAAAAGACUGGAUAUAUUUAUUCCGAGCUCUCAAGUUCACCCUUCAACUUUAUGACAGUUUAUCCAGUUAAUCAAGGCUCAGAACUAGAGCCUGACUUUCCUAACAUUGCCUUUGCUACUUUCAAAGUGAUGGUGCCUAACAAAUACAAAGCCAAGCAAAGACUGCAGAAGCUAAUGGAAGAGAAAAGAAAGAAACAAGCAAGUGCUGCCCCUGAUUCCCCCACUGGCUCAAUGAAGAAUCGAUCAGAGAGCCAAUACACUCGACUGUUACACCAGGCAAAGGAACAAGCCGAAGAGGAAGAAAUGGAAAAUGCACAAGAGCAGGCAAGACGUGCUGGAACUAAAGUGGUUUACGGUGACCUGAUACAAUUGCAACAUGUUGCUUCUGGUAAGUUUGUCAACGUCAGGUCAGAGGCUUCGAAAACUGAAAGCAACAAUCUAUUGGUCAAUCUUAGUGAGGAGAACUCUGAUGGGUGCAGUUUUGUGAUAUUACCAAGGUAUAAAGUGCGGUCAGAAGGAGAUGAGAUUCGUUUUUCUGACCAAAUGAAGUUGGAGAGCUUUAAGACAAAAGGACAGUUUUUGAGCUGUAGCUUUGGCCAGCGUACCUUGUAUGCUGCAGGAUUCUAUACACAUCCAAACUUUUAUGAGUUGAAUCUCUCAGCAACAGAAUCAGCUCUGACUCUCAUCCCUCAUUCUUGUCCUUCAGUGAAUAAGCAUCCUGAUAAUGCGCUCAGAGCUGGAGGUGUUGUUAGAUUGUUUCACAGAGAAGACGAGUGUUACAUUGUUGCUGAAGGCUCAUUUGCUAAUGAUGCCACUCCUACUGAGAAUGUUCACUGCAGACAAAGGAGAGUUGAUCAAAGGAAGCAUGGCAACCCUUCAACUUCUGCUAACACCUACUGGCAGAUAGAAAAGGAGGAAGACCCAAGGACUGGUGAGGUUCUCUAUUGGGAGGAAAGGUGUAGACUAAAGCAUCUUCCAACACGUCUGUAUUUAGCUGUCUGCAAAGACGAAAGAGGGAACUAUGAAGUAACUCUCAAGCGGAGGAAGUUUGAUGCGACAGAUCUUGACACUCUCUUUAGUUUCCAUGCCCUCAUUGAGGAAGGCAUUGAGGUCCUCCUUGAAUCUUAUGCAAGGAUUAAACAUCUUGUCAGUGGAAGAUGGCUGCACUUAGUUGAUGAAAAGUAUACAAGAAAAAACUUUGAUCCGACUGCCGUAGGACUAGCUGGUCUUCAAUGGGACUUUGCUGAGCUUUUUCAGCUCACGACUAGCAAAAAUGAAGAAGAUUACGAUGCAUUUACGCUACAGGAGGUUCCAUUUGAUUUGCUUAGAAGGUUCAAUUAUGUUGCUGGUAUAUCACCUGUAUUGACAUCACACAUAAAAUUUCUUCAGUCUGGCAAUGGUGCUGCGAUACCUCAGAAGCAAGCUAGUCGUGUGAAGCAGACAAUUGCCGAGUUAAAGGACUCCAUACUAACACUCUCUGACAGAGAUACAAAAAAUAAUCAGAAACUGUUGAGAAAUAUCCAGGUUGUAGAACAACUAACAGAAAUCUUGAAAGUGUCUCAAUCAAUGAAGUUGAUACCGUCACUGCACCACAGUGAUGUGUGUCGUGAGUGUUAUAACGUCAUUCAAAAGUUUUUAGAAGGUGACAGUCGAAAGAAUGAAAACUAUCUUGCACGUUACCUAGAGUUUUUCCAAACACAGGUUCAAAAAGGCCUUGAUGCAGAGGAGGUUCUGGUAGAGAUUGUACAAGACAAUCUUAAAAUUGUAACAAGGAUGGCCGAGACCAGAAUGACUGCAAUGAUUGAUCAAUUCAUAGCAACAAAAGACGCAAGGUUUCUUGAUUUCUUGAGUUCUCUGUGCGUCUGUUCUGGUCGUCCUAUCCCAUCUACACAGGAUCGCUUGCUUACUGAGCUUGUCAUUCGCUAUGGAAGGGAGUUGCUGUACACAACCAAUUUAAAGAAGAAAGGUGAAAAGAAUGAAGAAGUAGCAGUCUAUUACCGACCAAAGGAUUCAUCUCAUGCUAGAGAUAUUCGAUCUUUAAAGCCGAACUCUACCGAUCCAGCCAUUGUUGAUGAUUAUGAACUAUUGAAAGGACAGUUGCACAUGUUUGGUAAACUCUGCAAGGGGAACAACAAGAGGACAUUGGACUUUCUAGUCAUACCAAGGAACAGAGAUGGGUAUGUUAGUUUUGACCAGGUGUUCCACUGUGCUCAGAAUACUAGCAUUGACCCUGAGCUACGUAAAUGCUAUGUUGAACUGAUCUUGGUCAUGUUUGUUGAUGUCGAUGAUAACAGGCCUUUCCUGGACCAACUCUGCUACUCAUUUAAAUAUGAAGAUUUGUCUCCUGACCCAUAUGGUGACACUGGUGAUGAUGAAGACACUGCACUGACUGGUGUAGCUAAUUUACAUUUCAAGUUUCUGAAGCUGUGGUUUGUGAAAGUCAUUACAGACUACGAACACCUAUGCUGUAAUGAAGAAAAUAUUGAAAAGAAUGAGCUCUUUGCUGAGAUACUUAACGUCCUUGGUAACCUGGUUCGUAAUGGGUACUAUGACUCUGAGGAGGACAUUGAUGAAUUAAUGAAACCAUUAGUUGAUGUUCUAGAUGGAACUACUGACAAACUGAAUGAGGGACAAAAUGAGAGUAGUUACAAUGAUAAAAUUAGAAAAGAGGACACAAAAGUGAACAGAGCUGUCUUCUAUGUAAAGAGAAAGGCUCUAGAGGUCAUGGAGCUGUUUUUUAGAUUCAAGUUUUACGUCAAACUCCAGAAAUUUUUGAAUGAUUUUAAAAUGCUGGAAGGAAGUGGUGGGAGGAUGUUAGUUGGUAGGAAAGAGACAAGGGAUGGGCCACCUCACGAUUUGAGACAACUUAAAGUUGGUAUCGAUCCAGCUAGAUGCCACGAAUGGCUCCAGUCGUCAGAAAUGACAAAGAAAGUCCGGCUUAGACUUGGUUCCCUGUGUGAAGGAGCCAUUAAAGGUUCUUUCCACGAUGGCCACAUCCCCAAAUUGGAGUCAGUGCUACUAGAUCUGUCAGAGUAUGAUUGCGAUGAGCUGGUGACUGCUUCGCUUGAUCUCUUAACACAAAUGUACUUCUUUGAAGAGCAAUUGUUCCAAAAGGCACAGCAGUCACAGCUCCUAAUCUGUCAAGAAAGCAUUGCCCACUAUGAUAUUGUUAAUGAACUCCUUCCUGAGUUGAGGCAUCUCCUCCUCAUUGAUCCUGAUCAAAAAGAUCAAGACAGGAUCAAGGUCAUACUCACUGAACUCUCAAAUCUUUUGAUUAUUUCUGAUUACAAUGAUGAGCCGAAUAGGAGCAACCAAAUAAUGCUGGAUAACUUCGGAAUUCUUGAUGAUAUUUUAAGCUAUAUUCUUUCAAAAGGCUCAGAAGGAUCUGAAGCUACUGUCCAGCAAGAAGUGUUUCAAAAGUGUUUCCACCUGUUGCGUCGAAUGACUGCUGAGUAUAAGAACGUACAAGAAAGAUUAUUCAAUAGAAUUGAGGACCUUUUAUCUGUCAAGAUACCUGAAGCUCUGGCUGAUCUUGCUGACCUACUGACUGAAAUGUUUACUGGUGGCGCUGAGCUGGCUUUAAGAGUCAUGGAGUCUCAUGUUGACAGGAUAUUUGAGAUUAUCGUCGACUGUCAGAAUGGUACAGUACAAGCCCAUUUCAUGAUAACACUGGAAGCUAUGGCUAAAAUUGAAGAACUUGAUAUUAACAUAAAGAGCACGCAGGGUAUGAUAGUAAAGAACUUCUGUCGCUAUCGUAACAAGUUCUGCCACGAGGUUCUUGGUGAGGGAGACAAAUUUGCUGAAGACAGGCUUAAAAUACUAAAGAGGCAAGAAGAGACACCUCAGCUCCAGCUCUUGCUCAGUGUCAUUGAUCUGUUGGCUGCUUGUGCUGAAGGAAAGCAUCUCUUUAUAGAGUCAGUCUGUCAGAACAUUCUCUCAAUUGAUGAACUGAUUAAGAUCGUCAGUGAGCCUUUGUCUCCUUUGCGCAAGAAACCUUUUGUGAGGUUCUUGAUUAGCGUCUACAUGAGCUCUGACAGAGACCAGGAGGACAGGAGUGGCAGUGGAGUCACUCUUUCACAUGGAGGUGUUAUAUGGACUUAUCUUGAUCAUUUGGCCGAGCUGCUUAAAGACACAGCUGGAGCAAUCCACAUGAUCAAUUUUGAAGAGAGCAAAGCCGGAGGACGCCGCCAGCAUCUCAAAACUAGAAAAGGAAUUCGUCCAUCCUCUCAAUUUUUUCUACCUCCAUUAAAGAAAGUCAUUCCAGGCGUAACAGAUAGUAAAGGUGUGUUAGUACCAGGUCUGCUGGACUAUUUGAUAGAAGGAGUCAUACCAUUCCUUCACAUCUACUACUGCUCCUACUUCAGUCCUGCAUCAGUCAACAACGAGCAACAGAGAGACAUGGAGUAUGAGACAUCUAUCAGAAUAGCUCAAAACAUGAUUACUCUCAGGAAAGAGCUUCUCAAGGUUUCUCCUUCAGAGCACCACGUUCAGAUGUUUCGUGAGAUAAUCCUCUCCCUCCAUUGUCAUGAAAGGAUUGCCCGAGAGGCUAACAUUGAUGCAAAGGUAGAAAGCAUGUCAGUUGUCAGCAUCAGACAACAAGUAGACUCAAAACGAAAAUCAUACAGCAGACAAAAAUCUGUCAGAAUAGGACCAGUCCAAUCUAUUAGCUUAAGAGAACAAUUGAUUCUCGAGGAAAAAGAGAUUAUCGAUUCACUGUCUGCUACACAAUCUCCUGCUCUUCCCCAUCGUGCUCUCAUGAAGUACAAAGACCAGCAAAAACUCAACUCAACUUUUAAAACCUUUUCAAGAAACUACCAGCUGGCUUAUGUUGGACUCAACACUGCCAAAGAGCAAAUAAAAUCUGAAAUAUCAGAAAAAUACAGUGAGGAAGGAGAAGAAUUGCCAUUAGGACCAAACUUCCAAUGCCUCGUGCAGCUAUACAUUGAUAGAUCUGGGCCUACUUGUAAAGUUAGUGGAAAGGCGGAAAUGCUUUUAAAACAAUUAACUGCUUCUCAAUCACGAACUGAGCAGCUGGGAGAGAGGGAGCAGAUUAUUCAAGAUGUGCUUGAUGUUAGGUGCCUACAAAUACUUAGAGCUCUUAUACAUAAUCAAAUAAUGAGGAUUGAUCCAGAGCUAAAAGACAGGGACCCAACCAUUUACAGAAGCAAAAGCAAUGAGCUAAUAGUUCCUUUUCAGGAUGCAGUUCAAAGUUACUGUGGAAAUGCAAUGCUAAAGAUCAUCAGUCUUCUCUCUCAUACAAAUGAGAGCAUUUCAAAAGAGGCCAUUGCCCUGAUGAAGACUAUGUUAUUCUCUGGUAAUGAGAAUGUUCAAGAGGGACUUGCACAAAGUGUAAAGGACACCAGAGAAGAGACACUCUUCAUUAAUUUGAAAGAAAAGCUGGAGAAUGCCUCAGUGAAAUACAAAGAAACGCGUGACUUGCAACUUAUUUUAGAUGGAAGGAAAAACCUCCAGUCUUCAAAUGCUGAGAAAAAAAUGAGUCAAAGUCCUUCAGCACAAGUUGCCAUUGCAAUUGAGGAACCAGUGGUGAGGUAUACACCACAACCUGAUGAUGAUGCAACACAAAUGGAUGAAGCUUUAACUUGUAUCUUUGACCAAUCAGAGAAACCAGAGUUGCUUGCAUAUGAUACAAGCUGGACUAAUCUGGUAUUGGAGGUCAUUCGCUACAUGUGUGAUGGACAGAACAGGACUCUGCAACACUAUCUCAGGGAGCAGCCAGACAAUUUUAAGACCGUCAAUGUAGUAGCUGAAGUGACAUCUCUUCUUCAUGUCUACACAUCAGAUCUGACCGUUGAGAACCUUUCACAGAUUGACGAAAUCAUUCAGGCUCUCGUGGAAAUGUGUGUGGGGAAUACCCCCAACCAGAGAGUUAUCUUUGAGAAACAAGUGAAUGAGCCUUUGAAUAGGCUACUUGGCCUGUCGGUAGUAGAGGCACAUCAGACCUGUGGACAGCGUGACACAGAUCAAUGUCCCAAAUGCAAGUAUUUGGAGGAUUUGGUCAAAGUAAAGGGUAGUGUUGUUCAGUUGCUUGAUGCUAUGCUUGAAAAUACCAGCUCUCAGACGCAAGAGAUAACAGAAGGCAUAGGAUCCACUAUUGAUGUGCAAUCUUUGCUGGACACUAUGAGUUUCUUCUGUGAGUUUGAGGAGCAUCCCCUGAUGUUGCUGAAAGAAAUGAACGAUGACUGCGAGAGAGGAAUGUUUAGAUCUUACCACAUACUUGUUUCACUCAUGGGUUCCAAAGCAAUUGAAAAGAUACGGAAAGAUAAAUUGCAAGACGAUAUAAAAGGUGCUUAUGAAAAGUGCCAUGAGAACACAAGAACAAUUGAGAUUCAUUUCAAAGAUGAAGAGACGUCUGAAACAACACUGGCCCGAGUCCAUUUCCCUCAUAAUCCAGAUGAUAGUCUUAGAGAGGCGGUUACUGAGUUAGUUCGUUGGAGUAUUGACAGAGACUCAAUGGAAGACAAGCAGAGGGCGCUGCUAGACCUGAUGCCAGCACUUAAAAGAGACAUCAUUCAUCAGAGAAAUUUAAAUGAAAAGAAAGUUUUGAAGCCACUCCUCAUGUUCCCAAUAUUCCGGUAUCGACUACUAAUGUUCCUGACUGUCCUGCUAAACUUGUUUGUCCUGUUUGUUUACAAAGUACCAACUGAAGCAACAGGAGUUCACCUGCCAAUGGUUCCGGAGUGGUUCAUACCAUACAUGCUCUUUAUAUUGGGUGGGUUCCACCUCAUCCUCUCAUUGUGGGUCUUCAUUGAGUAUUUCAUUAUUAACUGGCCACACUUUAGUCUCCCUUCAUUUGUCAAUAAGAUACAUCAUUACAUUGCUAAGAAAAGGAACCCAGAGGGCACUGGUAGCCAUUUAGUGACAACAACCUGCUUGGAUGUUGGGAUAUUUGGAGUGAAAACCCUCUACAUGUUUGUAUUUCUCUUAUCCUCAAUCCUUUCCCUGGGGCUCAGCGGAUACUUCUAUUGCAUUUGUCUCCUCUUCAUAAUUGCAAAUAACGAUAUACUGAAGAGAGUGUUGAGGGCUGUGACUAAAAAUGGUAUUUCACUGAUAUGGGUUGCAGUUCUUGGGAUUAUUGUCCUUUUUAUUUAUGCUGUCAUUUCAUUUGCUUUCCUGCAUCAGUAUUUUAAAAUCACAGACGAUGCUUCUCUUUAUUGCAAGAGUCUCCUUGAGUGCAUGUACUCAGUCCUAAGAUAUGGUCUUAUUGAUAACAUUGGGCUGUUGAUUCCUUUGAAUGCUACUGAAGAUGGAAAUGUUGAAUCAUUUUCAGCUCAGUUUCAUAUUCCACGUCUAAUUUUUGAUCUCUCGUUCUUCAUAAUUGUCAUUACUAUUGGACUGAACAUAGUAUUUGGUAUCAUUGUCGACACGUUUUCUGAGCUAAGAGGAGAGAGAAGCGACAUUGAAAAGGAUCAGAAGAGCCAGUGCUUUGUCUGUGAUCUUCCAAGUCAUGAGUUUGAAAGAAAAGCUAAGGGUUUCAAUAAUCAUGUAAAGCACGACCACAAUAUGUGGGACUAUGUCUAUUAUUCACUGUAUCUUGAUAACAUUGAUACUGGAGAUCAGAAUGCCAUUCAGAAAUAUGUCUAUCAACUGAUUGAAAAGAAACAAACUAAAUUUUUUCCUCAGCAAGAAGCAAUUUGUCUUGCAGUGGAGGAGAAUACUACUGAUGAGCUCAUUGAGUCUCUGAUUGAGAGGGUUGAAUAUGUGGUCCAGCACUUUAAGGAUAAAGAGCAAGUCAAGAGUGUGACUGCAAAGAAACAAAAGCAGAAGAAUUGGGAAGAGAAAUUCUUAGGAAAGACUCCUUCCUUUUAUGAUGAUUCACAGUAACAUUGCAACUGGAAAAUAAUGCAAAAAAACCUUUUUACCCUUUUUAUUGCUGAACUUUAGUUUAAAUGUACCUUUUUUUAGCUGGAACUUUAAAGAAAAUAAUUUUAGCAUUUUUA